Elaeis guineensis (African oil palm) is the source of this 2254-nucleotide messenger RNA. Its product is annotated as cysteine-rich receptor-like protein kinase 6. Gene Ontology annotation, biological process: protein phosphorylation. NCBI's taxonomy places the organism in Eukaryota, Viridiplantae, Streptophyta, Magnoliopsida, Arecales, Arecaceae. Gene Ontology annotation, cellular component: plasma membrane. The record is from RefSeq and is a predicted model, not a curated record. Gene Ontology annotation, molecular function: ATP binding; protein serine/threonine kinase activity.
GGGCGGCAAAAAAAAUAAAUCAGUCUACAGCAUCAUGUCACCAACAAUGUUUCUCUCUCUCCCCUCUUCGUCCUCACUCUUCCUCCUCCUAUGCCUUCUCUUCUUCCUCCACUCCCCUCCCGCCGCCACCGACGACCCCCUCUACCAAAUUUGCGGCAACGGAGCCUACAAAACAAACAGCACCCAUGAGAUCAACGGCAACUACACAGCAAACAGCACCUAUGAGACCAACCUCAACCUCCUCCUCCCCUCUCUCGUCUCCAACGCCUCCUUCUCCGGUGGCUAUUACAGCACCAUGAUUGGCCAGUUUCCCAACCAGAUCUAUGGUCUCGCCCUCUGCCGUGGCGACGUCAACGCCUCCCUGUGCCGCUCCUGCCUCGACACAGCCUCCCAGGACAUCGUCAGCCGCUGCCCCUAUAAAAUCGAAGCUAUCGUCUGGUACGACGAUUGCGUCCUCCACUACUCCAACCUGUGGUCCCUAGCGACAACAGAGGAUUUGGGGGAAAUCUACAUGUGGAAUGUCAACAACAUAACGACGGACCGUCCCCUGUUCGAGAAGCUAGUGGGCGAGCUUCUGAGUGCUAUAACCUAUUGGGCCGCAUACAACACGACGAUGAGGUUCGCCACCGGGGAGGCGAAAUUCACCACGGACUUCCCCAUGAUAUACGGCUUGGUGCAGUGCACGCCAGACCUGUGGCCAAGCAAGUGCCAGCAGUGCCUUCAGGAUAUAUUCGACCCACUACAGACCUACUUUCAAGGAAGGCCGGGGGCAAGGGUGUUAGCAGUGCACUGCAAUUAUAGAUACGAGGUCUACAACUUCUACGACGGGGAAUCCAUGGUAAAGCUUGGUUCGCCGAUACCAGCGCCGGCGCCUCUCGUGCCUCCACUUGUAGAACCGCCGGCGCCUCUGGUGCCUCCACCGGUAAACCCAGGAAACAAGAAGAAUGUCACAGGUAUGGUUCUUAAAAUUGCCAUACCUCUAGUGGCAUCAUCCUUGCUAAUAUCCAUCACCUUCAUUUCCUUCAGGAAAAGGAGGAAGUCGGAAAAAAAUUUACUCUUAGAUGAGGCCAACCUGGAGGAGAUCACAGAUGCUGAAUCACUGUUACUUGAUCUAUCUAUGCUAAGAACUGCGACAGCUAACUUCUCUGAAGAAAAUAAGCUUGGAGUAGGUGGUUUUGGUGCAGUUUACAAGGGAAUACUACCCAAUGGGCAAGAAUUAGCGGCGAAGAGGUUAUCAACAACUUCGAGGCAAGGACUAGCAGAGCUAAAAAAUGAACUAGUUUUAGUUGCUAAGCUCCGGCACAAAAAUCUCGUAAGGCUUCUGGGUGUUUGCUUGGAAGAACAAGAGAAGUUGCUUGUCUACGAAUAUGUGCCUAACAGAAGUCUGGAUACCGUUCUAUUUGAUCCCAUAAAACGUGAACAGCUACACUGGGAAAGAAGGCACAAGAUCAUCCGUGGAAUUGCUAGAGGCCUGCUAUACCUACAUGAAGAUUCUCAGCUAAAAAUUAUACAUCGGGAUUUAAAAGCUGGCAACAUAUUGUUAGAUGCAGACAUGAACCCUAAGAUAUCUGAUUUUGGUUUAGCUAGGCUUUUUGGGGGAGACCAAAGUCAAAGCAUCACAACCCGAGUUGUGGGAACAUUUGGAUAUAUGGCACCAGAGUAUGUUAUGCAUGGGCAGUUGUCAGUCAAGUCAGAUGUAUACAGCUAUGGUGUGCUGGUUUUAGAGAUUAUAACAGGCAGGAAGAACAGUAGCUUCUCAAACUCAGAAAGUGGCAAAUAUCUUCUGAGCUAUAUAUGGGAGCAGUGGAACAAAGGAACAGUUUUGGAGAUACUGGACCCAUGUUUGGGCAACCAUUGCCCAACUACUGAAGUGUUAAGAUGCAUUCAGAUUGGAUUAUUGUGUGUACAGGAGAAUCCAUCUGAUAGACCCGACAUGUCAACGGUCGUUAUGAUGCUCAACAGUGAUCCUGUUUCUAUUUUACGUCCUUCCAGACCAGCAUUUUGUAUCAGACAGAAUGUCAUUGGUUCAUCUGAUCAUUCAAAUGAUAGGUUGAUACCAGUGUCACUAAAUGAAAUGUCAAAUACCGAACUUGAACCUAGGUAAACAUAAGAAAGUAAAGAGAAGAUUGUUGGCCAAUAUCUUUGAAGUCUUUCUACAGAGCUUAAAUACUUUGUGCAUUGGUUGUAACACCUGUACUUUGCUCAGACUCUCUGAAUAAUUGGAAAACCAAUAUGUAUGUCUUAUAUCUUUCCA